AUGUCUGUCACGAUAGCCCUCAGAGAUGAUAAAUUUACGGCUCAUUUUGCCGGCAUUAGGCGAAAGUGGGAAAGCGAAGGAAUUUUUAUUUUCAUAAAUUUACGGCUCAUUUUGCCGGCAUUAGGCGAAAGUGGGAAAGCGAAGGAAUUUUUAUUUUCACCGAGCGAUUCGGCCGCAGAUAUAGCACAAUAUGUGUUUGAUAACUGGCCCGAAGUGUAUUUAAGACUCGGAUAA
This is a messenger RNA of Medioppia subpectinata, 234 nucleotides long. NCBI's taxonomy places the organism in Eukaryota, Metazoa, Arthropoda, Arachnida, Sarcoptiformes, Oppiidae. The record is from the annotation of a GenBank genome assembly.